AAGGACCAGCCAGACUUUGUCCAAGCAGCCUGGCAGGGCUGUGUCCCUGGAGUCAGUGCAGGACACAAGCUCCAGAGGGUGGCAGGUGGGGUGGCAACCUCAUAGGGGACACAAUCAGGAUGCAGCCACAGACACCCAGUGGCCCCACCCUCAGUGGGCCUGGCAAACCCCUCUACCCGGGUAACUGGGUUCUGUGUGCAGUGGGGCCCCGAGUCUCCAGCUUGUGCUGAUGGAGAGGAGCAUGUGUGAAACUGCAGAGCCGGAAGGGGACAGCCAUGGAGGAAGAGGCUCCCCAGCUUCUCUUCAGGGCAUGGAAGGGAGUGCAGUUUAUGGAGCCCACUCCAUGCUGCAGGCCUGGUACGGUGUCUGGGGUCUUCACCUCACUCUGUGGAUGUUCUUGGCCCAUUUCACAGAUGAGGAAACUGAGCCCCAGAGAGGUUCAGCACCUUUCUGAGGGUCACACAGCUCACAUAGCAGAACCAGUGUGAUGAAUGUAUCAUACCCAUUUCUGCUCUGAUGGAGGAAUAAUUAAAUGUCACUCUGGGUGGGGGAAUGAACUGUCUUGGGACAGGAGGAGUGAGGGUCCCUGGGCAGUGAGGCUGCCUGGUUGAUUCUCAGAAACUACUUUGAUUCUCCUCUGAGAUCCAAGACCUAGACCCCUUGCACCACCCCCCAGGGUAGGGAUAGGGCCAAGGAGGCCACUUGGCCAUGGAGAAGUGGGCCCAUGCCCCCACCUCUCUCCUCAGGCGGUCGUGCGGCUGGCAUGAGGGAAGGCACUUUGCGAAGGGCUGUCCGUGCACAUACGGGGUUAUGGCUGCUCGGCGUGGGCAGCCAGCAGCUCUUGGUGGCAGGGACUUCGACUCACACUCGGGCUCUUUCCUGCCCAAGAGCCUAUGGCCCUGUCUGUCGCCUCCUCCUCCGGCAGGCGGGAGAAGGGAGGCUGGCGGGGAGCUGCUGGGGUGGGGGGUCCUGCCGGGUGCCAGGCCGAGCCGUGUGCCCGCAGGUGGUGAGCUUCAGCAGUCUUCGGGCGGACGCCUCGGCACCCUGGAUGGCGCUGUGUGUGCUGUGGUGCUCGGUAGCCCAGGCCCUCCUGCUGCCCAUGUUCCUCUGGGCCUGCGACCGCUACCGCGCUGACCUCAAGGCCGUCUGGGAGAAGUGUGUGGCCCUCAUGGCUAACGAUGAGGACUCGGACAAUGAUACCAGUCUGGACGGUGGCGUUCCCCCGGACCUGGUGCUGGAGCACUCCCUCGACUACAACUAUGGAGGUGACUUUGUGGCCCUGGACAGGAUGGCAAAGUAUGAGCUCUCGGCCUUGGAGGGGGGCCUGCCCCAGUUCUACCCGCUGCGGCCCUUGCAGAAGGACAAGAUGCAGUACUUGCAGGAGGGCAGCCCGGGUUAACCCCGCCCGUCCUGACAGGUCCCGCCCACGCGACGCCUCUCCCACGACGACGCGGAGGUGUGGGCCGCCGUCCCGCUGCCCGCCUUCCUGCCGCGCUGGGGCUCGGGCGAGGACCUGGC
Ailuropoda melanoleuca (giant panda) is the source of this 1518-nucleotide messenger RNA. RefSeq names its product probable G-protein coupled receptor 153. Gene Ontology annotation, biological process: G protein-coupled receptor signaling pathway. The record is from RefSeq and is a predicted model, not a curated record. Lineage: Eukaryota; Metazoa; Chordata; Mammalia; Carnivora; Ursidae. The coding region runs from base 725 to 1399 and encodes 224 amino acids. The transcript has 3 exons. Gene Ontology annotation, cellular component: membrane. Gene Ontology annotation, molecular function: G protein-coupled receptor activity.